AUGGCCUCCGAUUCUUCAGAGUCACCGAUGAUCCUUACCCCGGAUUCUACUGGCACUAAUAACGGCCCAAACGCCGACACUUUCCCAGAUUCCCCAUCUACGACCACGUCAGUCACAGCCGCGAAGAAAGCGCGUCGACAGACUGCUUUUUACCCCAACAUGAAUUCUUCGAACAAGCCUAUGAAGCCCUUCAGCAGAAGCGCUGCAAAACGCGAGAGCGUCAUGGCUUUGGGAAGCAUCGAGCACCUGCAGCACUAUUUCACAAAGACUGGUUUGGCGGCUAAGAAAACUCCUUUAGCUUUAGCGGGCAAACCACAUCAUGGACUUGUGCUUGCGAUCGGGGGCAUGGCCCAUCUACCAACGAGCCCCUCACUGAGCGAUAUUCAGGACGUUCCAGCAUUUCAGAUGCCACCGUCACCUGCGAUCCCAGCGCCCCCACCGCAAAUAAUCCCACCGCAUGUAAAGAUCUACGAAGUUGACCCAGAAUCGCUACUGCCUGGUGUCAUUGAAGACGUGAUUGCCGUUGCCCAAGCAUGGAAAGUGGAGAACUAUAGGGAUGAAUCGUCACCGCCAAAUCUAGAUACCCCGUUCGAUGUCCUGGAGGUGCUGAAGACGACGACUCGCGCUAUCAAAUCAGUGCGCAACUACCUGCUCUCACUGCCUGAUGAAUCCGCUGGGACGAUCAGAGCACAUUUCAGACCACGCAUUCUUGGCCCGGGAAAAGCAUCAUCCAGUAGCUCGUCCUCCUCUUCGUCAUCGUCUCCCCCAAACCCAACCCAACCGGAUCCUAUCAUCCUCAUCAGACGAUCAGCGUUGGAAGUCCUCACCGUUCUCCGCCAACUCGAGGAGAACUGCCGGCUCCCACUUGAUGACGAUGCCUAUGAUGCUCAGAGCGACGGCGGCCACUCACAUAGCGACCCAAGCGCAUCCAGCCCGUCCAACGGCACGCUUGAUCUUCCGCCUGAUGGGCUUCAUCAUCAACCAGGCCAUCGGUCUGAUCACGAUCACGACUCUUCGAUAACAUUCUCGCUCGUCCAGGUGCAGGGCCGUUACGAGAGCGUCCCGGUAUGGGAGGACGAAGAGGGAACCUUCCGGGUCGAUGAUGAGGAAGAGAAAGAGAAGAAAGAUGAAUGGGAGGAGAGACUCGUCUUGGGCACUGGGUGGUUGUACCGGCAAAACGUAAAACUCAGCGAUUUGGUCAAGGAACGGGACGUGGUUGACGCGUAUCUUGACAUUGUCGACGAAGUUUUGUUUGAAGGGAAACGAGCGCCUGGGGGUGAGCGCGGCUGGGAUAAAGUCAGACGGAAACGAGAAGGCAGGGCAUCCUCGAGGGCCGCUAAGAUCAGGAGAGUUAGCAGUGGAGAAGGCAGGACUCUUGGCUCUGUGGAAGCUGAAGCUGCGAAGAGACGAGCGUCGACUGGCAUGGUCAACGUUAUGAUGCGAGGCAUGAGUCUUUCAGAAGAGCCAGAAGAUAUGGAUGAUAUCCAGGAGGAGGAAGAACUAACAAUCGAGGACGAUGAUCUACCAGAAUGGGCCAAGCGUUCAGCAUUUAUUGACGAUCGAUUGGGUCGUGUUCACGCCGUGCUUGAGUUUUUCUUACCACCUCAUCUCCAGCCUGCACUGGGGUCAGCUUCAUCCAGGGCUGAUCUAUUGUCAAGUCUCUCAUCUGGUCAAUUACUUUGUGUUGCUUACAACUCGUGCGUACGAAAGUCAAAGAAACCAUGGGGUUUCGUCGCCAAAGAUGGCGUGCAUGACAUCCUCGCUCUUGAGAAAGCAGCGAGGGAGGCAGGUGAAGAGAAAGAAGGCAAGAAACUAUGGACAUUCCGUAGGACGGAUAAUCUUCGACUCUGGGUCGGGGCAUUGAAGCUGAGGUACAUGAUACCCAUUCGAGUUCCAAAUCAACAACUUCCUGGCUCCACAUCCGCCACAAACACGCCACUCAGUUCACCAUCAGCCACCGCUCAACGAUUUGCCAUGAGCAAAGCGGACCGCGAACCGCCAAUUCAUUUUGACGCGCGGGUCGUGGCCAAGAAGGAAGAAGGGUGGGAAGAAAUGCUAGAAGUUGUUCUGCAUCGCUGGAUAGACAAGGUUGUGGAAGAGAGACGAUCAUUCCAGUGA
Molecule: messenger RNA, 2118 nt
Organism: Psilocybe cubensis
Lineage: Eukaryota; Fungi; Basidiomycota; Agaricomycetes; Agaricales; Agrocybaceae
Exons: 4
Coding region: 1-2118 (705 amino acids)
Source: RefSeq, a predicted model, not a curated record